AUUUUAGAAUGAUAAGUUGGUAAAUCGGUUUCUCGUCGUUCUGUCGCCUAUUCAUAAUACCGUUAAUUUUCAUCGCCUAAUCGGAUAGUAGAUUGAUGGAAAGUAACAAUUAUCAGUUAAUUAUUUACAAGGAUCUUUAAGAAGAUUUUGAUAUUGAUCCAAGAGGUGAUUGUGCACUUUGGGAUGAGUUCCCCCAUGUCCAGUUUAAACAGUUUAUUUUCAUUCACGAGUCCUGCUGUCAAAAGGCUUCUUGGUUGGAAGCAAGGAGACGAGGAGGAAAAAUGGGCUGAAAAGGCUGUGGACUCUUUGGUUAAGAAACUGAAGAAAAAGAAAGGAGCCUUGGAGGAACUUGAAAAGGCAUUAAGUUGUCCUGGACAACCUAGCAAGUGUGUUACAAUCCCACGCUCACUGGAUGGUCGAUUACAGGUGUCGCAUAGGAAAGGACUGCCACAUGUCAUAUACUGCAGGGUGUGGCGGUGGCCAGAUUUACAAAGUCAUCACGAGUUGAAACCUUUAGAUAUAUGUGAAUACCCAUUUAGUGCUAAACAGAAAGAAGUUUGCAUCAAUCCCUACCAUUAUAAAAGGGUUGAAAGUCCAGUGCUACCACCAGUUCUUGUUCCACGCUACAGUGAGUUUCCUGCCGGUCAUGGAUCACCACCAUCAUUGCCUCCAUUCCAACAGGCCCCAGAACCAGCAAUGCCACAAAACAUCAGCUUCGACCCUAAUGGCUUUCACCCAUCCCAGGGACCAAAUUCUCCGGCUAGCUCAGGGCCAGGCAGCCCAUACGGUUUACCAGCGGGCACACCACCACCAGCGUACCAACCGCACGACGACAAUGCCAACAUGAAUAAUCAAAACAGGAACAACCACCCGCGACCCCACCAUACACCGAUGGACACCCUGCCAACACCUUCUCAUGGAAACAGAGUUGAUCUGCAGCCAGUGACAUACCAAGAGCCCCAGUUCUGGUGCUCUAUCGUGUACUAUGAGCUGAAUAACCGGGUCGGGGAGGCCUUCCACGCCUCACAGACCAGCAUCGUGGUGGACGGCUUCACCGAUCCUUCCAACAACGCCGACAGAUUCUGUCUGGGUCUACUGUCAAACGUCAACCGCAACUCUACUAUAGAAAACACCAGGCGACACAUCAGUAAAGGUGUGCAUUUGUAUUAUGUGGGAGGAGAGGUGUUUGCAGAGUGCCUGAGUGACUCCAGUAUAUUUGUCCAGAGCCGUAACUGCAACUACCACCAUGGAUUUCACCCCACCACGGUCUGCAAGAUUCCUCCAGGCUGUAGCCUUAAGAUCUUCAACAACCAGGAAUUUGCAGCCCUCCUCAGUCAGUCCGUCAACCAUGGCUUUGAGGCUGUCUAUGAACUCACUAAAAUGUGCACUAUACGGAUGAGCUUUGUCAAGGGCUGGGGGGCGGAGUACCACCGUCAGGAUGUGACUAGCACCCCCUGCUGGAUAGAGAUUCAUUUGAACGGCCCCCUGCAGUGGCUGGACAAAGUUUUGACUCAAAUGGGAUCGCCUCAUAAUCCUAUCUCAUCCGUUUCUUGAUCGUCAACCCUCCAUCCCUUUCAAAAACAAAUCGAUCUCGAGGCCAAAAUUUAUCACCGGUCACUCAGUGUUGUCAUGUACAUCGAAUUGUCGAGCUAAAAAAACAAAAUGAACAUUUUGCCCAGCCAGAAUUAUAAAUGAAAUAGUAUUUGAUAUGUAUGUGUAAUGUACUUAAUUGUAUACAAAAGAGCAGUUGUCUUUGCAUUCCAAAUGAGUUAGUGCUUUGUUUAUCUAAAUUGCCGACAUUGUCAGCUGUAUUAGUUUAUCGAGUAUGAGGCUGUAUUGCUUUUAAGGGUAAAACGGAGUAGGUCAAACAUACACUAUUUCCCUGAAAGAGGCUGAACUGUGUUUGUUGUGGUGAAACUAAGCUUGCUUCACCAGUGGCAAAAUAGGGAACUGCAAAAUAAAUUAUUUGAAAUGUACGACAAUAUACCACUGUGUAGAUAUUAUAUAUAUUCAGCAGAUUUUGUGCAUGUCUUCAUGUUGUUCACUCAGUGGAUGUAAAUAUUGUGCUACUUUAAUAUUCUUAUAGUAAUUACUAACACAAUUUUUUUUGACACAAAAAUUUGUUAUGUGCUUAGAGAAUAGUUAUGGAUAGUGAGAGAAAUUAUUAUGAUAAUUUUUGAGUUGAGCAUGCAAAAAUUUUUUGGGGGUAUAUUUCAUGCUUGCAUGUGAGAACUGUAAGCUAUGUUUUAAAAAGUUGUAUUGUUUACUGUACUAAUCAAAGCUUACUGAAAGCCUUUGUUGUUGGGCAAUUCAUUGUAUUUAUGAAAGUAAAUUGCAAAAAAGACUAAAUACUAAUUAGCAAGUUGUGGUACCCUAUUUUGUAACCAUGUACCUGGUAGUCUGGGUUUUGGAAUGAGAGCUAAGAAAUGAAAGCAGAAACAGUGUUUAUUCUAUAUUUUGUUGCAUAUUGUGCGUGUCUUUUAUAAAUAUAAUGUUGAAAUUAAGCUAAAAGCAUUUACAUGUAUUUAUGAACUAACUUGAUUAAUUGACAUUUGUUGAACAAUUACCAUAAAAAGUGCUUGAUUUAAAUUUAACAACAGAAAGAAAAGCUACUGAUGUGAUAGAAGAAUUAAUUUUGUUUAACAUUUAUUGUCACAAAAUAUAUAAUAUCUUGUUAUGUUUGUAAAUAUAAAAGAUAUAGAUUAAAUCAUAUUAUUCGCUAGUCUUUAAUUCUCUAACUGUAUAUACAGACCAUUUGGAUUUGCAGGAUGAUAUGAAAUGCUCCAAAUUUAAUGUUAUAGCCAAAAAAAGCUGAGUUUGUAUGACAAAGUUGCAGUCAUUAAAAAAUUGUGCUCAAAUCAUUUUGAAGUGAGGUUUCUAAGAAAUAUAUAUAAAAUUUGUAAUAAGUUAUCUCACAUAUAAUGUACUUGAAUGAAAUGUGUUGACUUUUUGUUAGUUCAUUUUUUUUUUUUAAAUUUUUCUUUAAUGAUUUUGGCGAAUAACGUUUGCGAUCAUUUAUUAUCAGUUGAUUUCUGUUUGUUGAGACCUCAGGUCUUCUUUACAAAGAGUUGGAAACAACAAGAACGUUUUAUACCAUUGUUGAAUUUUUAUGAACUUAUUUUAUAUACUUUAUAUAUAUACUAUAUGUGAAAAAAAAAUUGAAAUAAAGGUUGUAUUUUUUAUUUUUUUUAAAUUUUCAAGAAUGCUUUGCUGGAAAAUGAAAUAUUUAGCUGAAGGAUAAUGAUGAACAUUAUGCCGUUUAUUACUGAUCUGUUAAAGAAAAUGGGAUAUUUUUUUUAAAACCUUGUUCCUUGUGAAUGUACAUUACUUUCAUUAUUACAUUGUGAUCAAAAGGAGAAAUAUUCUAACAAUUCGAAGUACAUAUUCUUGUAUUUUUUGUGUUACAAGAAAGCAGCCAGACAAAGGCUAGAUCUGAAGUGACUGUACUGUUACAACCAGAAAUAAAAAAGAUGAUACGUUAUUAUACAAGUAAACGUGGUUUUAUUAAACAUCCCAGAAUCUCUCUCCCAUUCUUUGUAUUGGCAUAUCUUGAUAUCUUUUUUUAAAACGUUGUAUUCCAUUACACAAAUAUGUCUUUGUUAUCAUUACAUGUGCAAUGCAUUUAUGAUUGAAUCAAAAGGGCUUUUGUUUUCUUUCUAGCCUUGCCAUGAACAAAAAACUAUUUGAUUACAGCAUGUAGGUGUCGCUGUGCCUGAUGUGACAACUGCCUUUUCUUUGUCCUGCUUGUAGCUAUCACUGCAUGUACUGAUUUACUGCUUCAGGUGUCAUCAGCUGCAUAAUAAAAGAGAACUUUAUA
This is a messenger RNA of Magallana angulata, 3817 nucleotides long. RefSeq names its product mothers against decapentaplegic homolog 5-like. Gene Ontology annotation, cellular component: heteromeric SMAD protein complex. NCBI's taxonomy places the organism in Eukaryota, Metazoa, Mollusca, Bivalvia, Ostreida, Ostreidae. Gene Ontology annotation, molecular function: DNA-binding transcription factor activity, RNA polymerase II-specific; I-SMAD binding; RNA polymerase II cis-regulatory region sequence-specific DNA binding. Bases 184 to 1554 code for a protein of 456 amino acids. The transcript is spliced from 6 exons. The record is from RefSeq and is a predicted model, not a curated record. Gene Ontology annotation, biological process: BMP signaling pathway; cell differentiation; transforming growth factor beta receptor signaling pathway.